Messenger RNA from Mytilinidion resinicola, 1363 nucleotides. RefSeq lists its product as uncharacterized. The record is from RefSeq and is a predicted model, not a curated record. NCBI's taxonomy places the organism in Eukaryota, Fungi, Ascomycota, Dothideomycetes, Mytilinidiales, Mytilinidiaceae. Bases 236 to 1210 code for a protein of 324 amino acids. The transcript has a single exon.
GUGCAGGGCAUCCCGCCAAGGCCUGACGUGCAACGACCGCGCGUCUCAGGCACCAACAUCUCACUCUAUGCUUCGUCUCUAUUUCAUACGGUCCUCUUUUGUGUCAUUUUCCUUCUUGUCACACAUUCAAUCAGUAUUCUCCUCUUUAACGAGGACAAGGAAUUGACACGUUCCGGGCAUCAAGCUCGACAACGACAAACAUAUCAGCUUCUCCAGACCUCCUGAUCUAUCGAAGAUGUCUCAGCCACAGAAGAUUUCCCACAUGGAACUCCAACAACGCACUCUCGACACGGUUAUCCAUAUUUUUCUCCGCUUUCCUCGUGAACUCCGCGACCAAAUUUACUCCUACCUCUUCACGUAUUCCGACUCCCAACCUAUCAACCUUGCUUACUCUCAUCUGACCGCUCUUGACCCGAACAUUGACCCCGAACAUCACCUGUCGUCCCGCUGGGUGGGACCUCUCCUCGCCUCCGAGAUGGCAGACUCAUUCUAUGGCCUCAAUGCUUUCGCUAUCGCAUCAUCAUCCCCCCUCAACCAAACGCUAAGCUUCUGCCGAUGGGGUAGCGGCGUGAUGCCAUCCGCCUUCCUCCGCCAACUGAGCGUCGAGAUAAUAGAAGAUUCAUCAUCCAACUGCGUCACAUCUGACUCUGAUCAAUCUUACGAACAAGAAAGCGUGGCAGAUGAGAGGCGUGCAAAGCUUGCAUGCCUACUCCACAUUCCCCGACUUGAAAAACUAGAGCUUCGGAUUCAGAAAAUAUGGGAAGGUCCCUUGGAAAUACGGGACGUGAAUCCUCUCAUCCACCAGCUAUGCCAGCAGCACCCGCGGGUCGAAAUCAAGUUAGCUGUCUCUUUUGACAAUCUCCUUCAAGAGGCUUGGGACUCUUGGGAGCCAGAGUUCGGGAACGGCCUUUCGCUGGCAGCGCGUCAAGCGCACUAUGUCGAAGAGUUCAAGCCGGCUGGCUUCUCAGACUGCACGGAGUUGAUCGCACCGCCGAGUGAGGAAGAUAGGAAACACGUGGAGGAGUUUACACCGCACAUGAUUAUGCCACGAUCUAGGAGGGCUACGGCAGGGCUGGUCGACGAAGACGUGGCGACGCGGAAGAUGCUGCAGGGUCAUUAUGCUUGUCAAGAGCCGGCGCUGAUGAGAGUGAACUUGGAGAGGCACUGGGAAGUUUGGCAGAAGUUGAAGAAGAGCGAGAGUAGUUUGUGAUAGCCCUAAUUCGCUUUUAGGCCAAAAGAGAAGUACAAUGCCUCGUUUUGCCUUGCCUCAUGGUACUUUCAUAGCUCCACGCGAGGUAAAAUCCGUCAUCUUGAGCAGCUAGUAAACUCGCUGGGGCAUCUCAGGCAGCAACAUAUAGGUAUA